Emiliania huxleyi CCMP1516 is the source of this 3281-nucleotide messenger RNA. RefSeq lists its product as hypothetical. NCBI's taxonomy places the organism in Eukaryota, Haptophyta, Isochrysidales, Noelaerhabdaceae. The transcript has a single exon. The record is from RefSeq and is a predicted model, not a curated record. Bases 9 to 3281 code for a protein of 1090 amino acids.
CCCGCUUGAUGGACCUCGUCUCGCUCUCUUUCCUCUACCUCUCCAGCGCGUUGCUCUCGCGGCCCGCGCUGCUGCCGGUAAGCGCCGUGUCUCGGUCACGUGCGCCCCUGUGCCGCGCCCCGCCUCACGGCUCACACGGCGAGCCGCCGCAGCAACCGUCGUCAGAGGCCGAGGCCAAGGCUGCGUGGCUAGCCGGCCGGCGCCAGCCGCUGGCCGGGAACGCGGCCGUGCCGCCUCCGCCCGCGCCUGCUCCACCCGCACCACCAGCCCACGGCGGUCUCGAGAUGCUCAAGUCUGCAAUCGAGGCUGCAGAAGCGAGGACGGCGUGGCUGGCCAGGCAGGAGCCGCAGCCGCCGGCGCUCGGACAGCCGCCACCGCUCGCGCCGCCUCCGCUGUCCUUUCCGACCCCGGCCGCAGUGCCUGCGGUCCCGCCGCCGCAGUCCGCCCCGCCCCCGCCCGCCGCGGUCAUGGCGCCGCUGCCCGCCUUUCCUGGCCCGCCCGCGCCUGCGGUGAUGGCGCCCCCGCCGUCGGUGCCAGACCUGCCUGUCCCUUCCGAGGCAGACGCAAAGGCGGCCUGGCUCUCCAGUCGAGGUCCGCCAGCCGCGCUACCCCAGCCACCGGUUCCGCCGCCCGCGCCCGCCCCGCCGCCGCUGGCCGGCGGCCUCGACUCGCUGAUGUCGACCAUCCGUGAGUCGGCGGCCAAGGCGUCUUGGCUGGCGCGGCAGGACCCGCCGCCACCGCCGCCGCCGCCGCCACCGCCGCCGCCGCCACCGCCGCCGCCGCUGCCGACGCCGCCGACGCCGACGCCGCCGCCGCCGACGCCGCCGUUUCCCGUCGCGCCUCCUCUGCCCCCGCCAGUGAUGGCGCCGCCUCCGACGGAGGUGGACCUGCCGCCGCGGCCCUCGGAGGCAGGGGUCGCGGGCGGUGGCUGGCCAGGCGGGCAGGGCUUGUCGUCGCAGCAGGAGACUGCUUUCCCGGGGCAGGCCCCGGCCUCUCACGAGGGGCAGCAGCAGCAGGGGCAGGGGCAGGGGCAGCAGGGGCAGGGGCAGGGGCGGCAGGAGGAGGUUCAGUCUCCGAUCGAGGUGCUGCGCGGCCGCAUGGGGGAGCAGGAGGCGGCCGGCGCGGCGUCGGGGCCGCAGCCGGGCGCUGGCCACGAGCAGCGCAAGGCGCAGGGCGCGAGGAGGGCCGUCUUUCGCAACUCGCAGCUGCCGUACAACGGCGACCUGCAGGCCGCGAUGAAGGCGGGGGACCGAGACGCGAUCCGCGCGCUGAUGGCCGCGCGCGACCGGAAGAAGCACGAUUGGAUGCCCGCGCCGGGAGAGGAGGUGCCCCUGCCGGGCCGCGAGGAGGAGUACGAGGCCUUCAAGGCGGCGCAGGCGGCCAUGCCGAUGGCGGAGGAGCCCGCCUACGCGCCGCCGCCGAUCGACGCCGAGCGGCGCAGCCGCUCGCCCGGCCUGCAAAACAACUUUUACGACAAGUCGACGGCGGACUUCAAGCGGCCCUACGGGGUGCGUGGCGCGCCGCCCGAUGCGCCGCCGCCCGUCGUGGCUGCUGGCGUCGGCGGCGUCGACUCAACGAGGGACGACGCGCCGCCCGCCUACGGCGCCGAGGCCCAGACGCCUGGCAACGCCGCCGCCGCCGCCGCCGCCGCUGCCAACGCCGCCGCCGCAGCUAAGGCCGCAAGCGACCACGCGCUUGCCCAGCAUCGGAGGAAUCGGAUGAAGAAUGGGGCGGCGGCGGCCAUGUCGCGCCCCGCGCCCCGCCCCGUCUCCCGCCAGCCGUUGCAGCCCGCCGCCGCUCUGCCGUCGCCCCCGCCCCCGUUUCCUGCUCCUCCUCCUGCUCCUCAAGGCAACCCACCGGUCCAGCCAAGCCUGGGAUACUCCCUCUCGCAGCCAAGCGAGGAGACCCCGAUGCCGGGACGAGAGAAGGAGUACGAGGCCUUCAAGGCGGCGCAGGCGGCGAGCGGCCAGGCCCCGGGCGGACCCGCCUACGCGCCGCCGCCGAUCGACGCCGAGCGGCGCAGCCGCUCUCCCGGGCUGCAGAACAACUUCUACGAGGUGUCGACGGCGGACUUCAAGCGGCCCUACGGGAUGUCGCCCGCGGCCCCGGAAGCGCCGCCCGCGGAUGCCGGCGACGCCGGCGCCGGCUCGACGAGAGACAACGCGCCGCUCUCCUACGGCGCCGAGACUCCGAUGCCCGGCCGCGAGGGCGAGUACGAGGCCUUCCAGGCGCAGGGCGGCGCUGGGGCUGCAGCGGGGCGUUCGCACAUGCCGCCGCCGAUCGACGCCGAGCGGCGCAGCCGCUCGCCCGGCCUGCAAAACAACUUUUACGACAUCCCUACGGCGGACUUCAAGCGGCCGCACGGCGUUGCGCCAGGUGCCGCACCGCCCGCCGCUCCGCCGUCUGUCGCGGCUGUCGGCUCGACGAGAGACAACGCAACGCCAGCCUACGGCGCCGAGACUCCGAUGCCCGGCCGCGAGGGCGAGUACGAGGCCUUCCAGGCGCAGGGCGGCGCUGGGGCUCCGGACGGACCCGCCUACGCGCCGCCGCCGAUUGACGCCGAGCGGCGCAGCCGUUCGCCCGGCUUGCAAAACAACUUUUACGACAUCCCUACGGCGGACUUCAAGCGGCCGCACGGCGUGGCACCGGGUGCGGCGCCCGCCGCUCCGCCGUCCGCAGCGACGAGAGACAACGCAACGCCUUCCUACGGGGCCGGGAGGGAGGGCGAGGCCUUCCAGGCGCAGGGCGGCGCGGCGGUACCGGCCAGCGCGCCGCCGCCGAUCGACGCCGAGCGGCGCAGCCGCUCGCCCGGCUUGCAAAACAACUUCUACGACAAGUCGACGGCGGACUUCAAGCGGCCGCACGGCGUUGCGCCAGGUGCCGCGCCGCCCGCGGCGAGCGUCGGCGAGAGUGCUCUGCCGCCGGCUGGAUACGUCAGCGGAGGCGGCCAUGCACCCCAGCCCGUCGGCGGGACGGGUAUUCCGGCCCACGCAGCCGCCCCGGCCAGCGGCAUGCCGCCGGAGCAUGUCACCCGCGACGCCUCGCCGGCCGCCCCGCCAGUCUCGGACGCGAACGGAGCGCUCCUCGAGAGCAUCUGCAAGACCAUCGACGCGCUCGCCGCCGUCACGGCCGGGGAUGAGGAGGCGGCGCGCCUUCACCUCGAGGCCAUUCAGCGGCACGCGGAGAGGUCGUUGCGGAGGCGCGGCGGUGCAGGGGGCGGCGGCGGUGGAGGGGGAGGAGGUGAUUGGGGCGCGGAUGGCGACGCCACCGAUCGCCGAUGA